AUGGAAAUGGCGGCGGCUGUGCUUGGUGUAUUCUUGGCUAUAUUAGCUGUUACUGCAGCUUUGCCAGAAGACCAUGAACUAAUGAAGGUAGACCCUGGUCCUCGGUACCAGUAUAUGUCAAGCCCGGAAGGAACUGAGCUGGUGGACCUUGCGUGGAAGCCGAGCGAUCUGUUAGAAGCUGCCAAGUUCAACGCUGAAACCCAGGUGUUCUUCCAUCUUUUCACCAGGGCUAAUCCUACAGUAAGUCAGCCAUUACUCCUAGGAGUACCACACAUCCUGGCUGCUUCCAAUUUCGAUCCUUCGAAGAAGACGGUUGUCAUAGCCCACGGAUGGAGAAACACACCACUGCACGAUUUUAAUGUUUAUCUAGUUCAUGCUUACCUACAGGCCGAGGACAUAAACAUGAUCAUGGUGGAUUGGAGCAUAGGAGCCGGCGCCUUAUACAUCGUGGCCAUUGCCAAUAACAUCCGAACAGGUGAACAGGUUGCGAAAUUCAUCACCUGGUUGAAUUCCGAAACUGGAGCGUCCCUGGACAACUACCACCUCAUCGGGCACAGUCUAGGUGGACAUCAAGUUGGAAUUAUUGGACGGAACUUGGGCGGAGAGAUCCCUUAUAUCACUUCCCUGGACCCUGCGAUGCCCGGUUGGAUUGUCAACCCAUCAGGCUUCAAGUCUACCGAUGGUAAAUACACGGAGGUGAUUCAUACUGACCUUGGGUAUGCUGGUCGCGUCCAACCGCUGGGUGACGUGGACUUCUAUCCGAACCAGGGAUUCAAUAUGCCUGGAUGUGAUACUAAACACUGCAGCCACCACAAGUGUAUCUUCUACAUGGCUGAAUCUCUAAUAAGAGGUGGUUUCACUGGACAGCGAUGUGACUCCUUGUGGCAAGCCCUCACUGGACGCUGUGCAUCAUCAGACACUCUGCCGAUGGGAGGCACCACCGCUAAACCUGGAGCUACCGGGAUAUACUACUUGACGACAAAUGCUCAACCACCAUUCUCACAAGGCUAA
Spodoptera littoralis (African cotton leafworm) is the source of this 1011-nucleotide messenger RNA. NCBI's taxonomy places the organism in Eukaryota, Metazoa, Arthropoda, Insecta, Lepidoptera, Noctuidae. The record is from the annotation of a GenBank genome assembly.